AUGGCCUACCGGGCGCCUCCAGGCCCAAGUUCCCUACCGUCGAAACCUCCUCCUUCUUCCGCGUCCGGCGCGUAUCAGCAUGGCCCGUUCAGGCCUGCCUUUGGCUCGUCCUCGGCCGCCUCCGUCCCGGACUCGUCGUCGACGCGAUAUGGCACCGCGAGUAGCUACGCCCCCCAGCAGCAGGGCCAGCAGUAUGGCACCUCGUCGAACCAGUACUCGUCUGCCGCCAAGUAUCAAACGCCUUCAUACCCCGCCUACCCAGGCAGCGCCGCCGCCGCCGGCUUGAGCGCCGGCUCCCAGCCUCCGUCGUACCCUGGACAGCAGCAGCAGCCGCCGGCGGCGCAAGCGUACAGCGCACACGCGCCUGGUUAUCACUCGACCUCGUCCUACUCCGCACCCCAGAUUCGCAACCCGUUUCCUCUACCUGGCACCGAACCCGCCGCUGCCGUUGGCGGCAUCGGCUUCGACCCCACCGAGGCCGCCCAGAUUGCCGAAUGGCAGACUGCGUACGGUGCCGCUCCGCAGGUCGGACGGGACGGAAAACCCCUGGCGACGACGGCCACCGCCUCGGUCGAAGCGCCCAGACCUGACGCGGACGCCGCCGCUGCCAAUCCUGACAAGAAGAAGACGGUGGCGCGCCAAGGCGGUGGCAAGUCGUGGACCGACGACAGUCUGCUCGAGUGGGACCCUUCCCACAUGCGCAUCUUCGUCGGCAACCUCGCCGGCGAGACCACCGACGAGUCACUCCUGAAGGCCUUUUCGCGCUGGAAGUCUGUGCAAAAGGCCCGCGUCAUUCGUGACAAGCGCUCCUCCAAGUCCAAGGGCUACGGCUUCGUCAGCUUCAGCGAUGCUGACGACUUCUUCCAGGCUGCGAAGGAGAUGAAUGGCAAAUACAUCCAAAGCCACCCUGUCGUGGUCAAGAAAGCCAACACCGAAAUCAAGGCGGUCAACGCCAAGGACAAGAACAAGCAGCACAACAGAAACAAGCAGAAGAACAAGUCGGGCAACCAGGCGAGCGGCGCCAACGGCGGCAGCUACGAGCCUAACCUAGGUCCCAUCGGCGGUGGAGGCGUGGUGAAGCCUGGACAAAAGACCAAGAACGGCCUGCGUCUGCUUGGCUGA
Molecule: messenger RNA, 1122 nt
Organism: Drechmeria coniospora
Lineage: Eukaryota; Fungi; Ascomycota; Sordariomycetes; Hypocreales; Ophiocordycipitaceae
Product: RNP domain protein
Exons: 1
Coding region: 1-1122 (373 amino acids)
Molecular function (GO): mRNA binding
Source: RefSeq, a predicted model, not a curated record